CUUCUAGUUAUAGCAAUUAAUUAGCUCCAUUUUUUCUUUUGACAAAUAUUAAUUCCUGAGAGAAAUGAAGAUGAAGGCUGUUAAUUUCAUGGUGAUUGCUGCAGCUUUAUUCUUGGUGUUUUCUAAUUUCAUGAACGUUGCAGAAGCCUUUGAAGGAAUGGAUGUAAUACAUGUUGCUGGCAAAGUUCUUUGCCAAGACUGUACUCAGGGUUGGAAUGAAUGGGUUGAUGGUGCCAAACCCAUCAAAGGUAGUAUAGUAUCACUUACAUGCCUAGAUGAGAGGAGAAGAGUAAUGUAUUAUGGAAGUGACCUCACAGAUGAAGCUGGAAAAUUUGACUUGAUUGCAAACACAACUUGUCAUGGCAAAACCAUUAAACCUCAAAAUUGCUUUUUGAGAUUGGUUUCUUCACCUGAUCCUGUUUGUAACAUUGCCACUGACUUCGCCGGAGGAAAGUCCGGUAUAAAGCUUCACCGUCCGACGGUGAUUUACAGGGAUUUGCUCAAAUAUGUGCUUGGUCCUUUCUACUACACAACUCCCAUGUGUGAUGAACCUGAUACUAAUGAUGAUAAUUUGGAGUCUGAUGAUGAAGGCAAAGAGAACAAUUAUUAAUGAAUUAAGUUCUUGACUUUCUUUCUUUUUUCUAGUCGUUUUUUCCCCUUUUAUUUUCAUCUUAAUGUUUGUUUUUUAUCAAAUUGCCUCUUGCAAAUGGCAAAUGGCAAUUUAUCUAUGUUGGAUGAAUUGACAUUUUUCUUAUGUACUAAUUUCUUGGAAAAGACACAUUUUGAAUUGUUGAUUGACAGAUAAUAGAGGUAUGUCUUUUAUUAA
Nicotiana tabacum (common tobacco) is the source of this 826-nucleotide messenger RNA. Its product is annotated as non-classical arabinogalactan protein 30. The record is from RefSeq and is a predicted model, not a curated record. Gene Ontology annotation, cellular component: cell periphery. Lineage: Eukaryota; Viridiplantae; Streptophyta; Magnoliopsida; Solanales; Solanaceae.